AUGUCGCAGACACCGCUCAACCCCCAAGUUGAUCCCAGGCAGAUGAAGAAGAAGAAGAAAAUUCUGAUCGUUGGGACUGGGGCUGCUGGGAUGUCUACGGCCCAUCAUCUCUCCCAGAAACCCGAAGAGUUCGACAUCACUGUGAUCGACGCGGUCGACUACUGCGGCGGACAAGCUUUCUCUGUGCCCUUGGACAAAUCUCGCCAUGGAGCGAGCUGGUUCAAUCAAGGUGUCCAGGGCGGGAGUUACAUAUUCCACCAUACGCUCACCAUGUUCGCUCAGCAAGGCUACCACGCCGACCCCGUGAACCUUCAAGUCUCCUUCGGCAAAGACGAGACUUUUUGGACCAACGUAUUCCCCACCGACCUACUCGCACGGCACCAAAAGGAAGUGAAGCGUUUUGUUUUUGCACUGAAACUCAUGCGCUGGUUUGAGAUCUUCUUCGCCCUUAUGCCGCUGCGCCUAUUCCUCAAGUUGUGGAUGUUCUCAGAGGAGUUUACAAACACGGUGGCGCUGCCCAUGACGGCCUUGUUCCUUGGCACUGGCAACGAAACGCCUAAUGUCCCAGCCAUCAUGCUCGAACGUCUCUGCACUAGUCCUACAUACGGCAUGUGGUAUCCGCCGGACCGGGUCAGCAUCGCGAGCAACCUGCCUCCCAUGGUCGUCUUCCCCAACUACAGUGAGUUCUAUGAGACAUGGAGGAAGGACCUCCUGUCUCGCGGCGUGAGGGUUCGACUAUCCACCGAGCUUGUGGCUGUCUUAUACCGUGACUCGUUGGGCGUCAUCGUCUCCUUGAAGAACCGUACCCCGGCUCCUGACGGACACAACCCGGUCAACGGUGACCCUGAUGCUCCCACCUACGAAGAGCACUACGACGAGCUGGUCCUGUGCUGUCUCGCAGACACGGCGAAACGGCUUCUGUCGCGCACUUCAAGCUGGGGCGAGAGAAAGGUUCUCGGCAGCGCCAAAUUCUCCGACGACAUGACCAUCACGCACACCGAUGCCGAUUACAUGAAGAAGCACUACCAAAAUUUCUACGACGAAAAGCUGGCCGUCAAGUCCCUUUCGGGGGCUGACCAGACGCCGCGCUGCGAGUUUGCCACGUCCCACUUCCGCCCGAUGUACUACAUCAAGAUGUACGAGGAGGACCAGUCAAAGCUGGAGAUGUGUUUCGACACGACCAACUACCAAGCACAAUUCCCGGAACAAGUGCCGUUCAAAGACCACGUCUUCCAGACCAUCUAUCUCAACAAGGCGCGUGACAGGCAUCUCUGGACCGACCAUGAAAUCGACGACGCCAAAGUCCUCCGCAAGGAUUGGUGGCAUCAGCUCUGCCACAGCUACACGCAUUACUUGUUCGUCGUGCCGUGGCUCAUGUUCCUGCAGGGCAAGCGCCGCGUGCGCUACGCCGGCAGCUGGACCCUGGUCAACGCCCACGAGGUCGCCAUCAUCUCCGGCAUCGCUGCCGCCGUCGACCUCGGCGCCGAGUACCCCGAGGACUUGGAGAACGACAAGUUCGCCUUUCUGUCGUUUCGCCUGUACUAUUUGUUGGUGUAUGGCAAAUGGUAUCGACGACGCUACACGGCCAAGGGGACCGGCACGAGCGGAGAAAGCAAGUCGGCUAAAGCCGGCAAGUCUUGGGCGGGCGGGCUCUAUGGCAGUGUGUACCAGGGGCCCGGGGUGGCCAAACAGGAGCGCACGACGUGGAGGGAGGAAAUGAAGAUUGGCAGGAGCACGAAGAACUUGGCCGAUGGCAAUACCAACACUGAGGGAGCAAGUCGGCUUUGA
Molecule: messenger RNA, 1788 nt
Organism: Capronia epimyces CBS 606.96
Lineage: Eukaryota; Fungi; Ascomycota; Eurotiomycetes; Chaetothyriales; Herpotrichiellaceae
Exons: 2
Coding region: 1-1788 (595 amino acids)
Molecular function (GO): oxidoreductase activity
Source: RefSeq, a predicted model, not a curated record